Annulohypoxylon truncatum is the source of this 1540-nucleotide messenger RNA. RefSeq lists its product as uncharacterized. Gene Ontology annotation, cellular component: U12-type spliceosomal complex; nucleolus. NCBI's taxonomy places the organism in Eukaryota, Fungi, Ascomycota, Sordariomycetes, Xylariales, Hypoxylaceae. The coding region runs from base 189 to 1223 and encodes 344 amino acids. The record is from RefSeq and is a predicted model, not a curated record. Gene Ontology annotation, biological process: positive regulation of mRNA splicing, via spliceosome. Gene Ontology annotation, molecular function: RNA binding. The transcript has 2 exons.
CUAUGUACGUACAAGGUUCCAAUAGCAAAGAACUUUUGGAAGCUUCAACCAAGGGUCCACAACGACAUCGCGCGUCGCGACAAUUUGAAUCUUGAUUGAAUUUUUAUCUUCACGCAACAUCCUUCGAUUCGCAUUCCCAACAACACCAUACACAGAAUCGUAAUCCACGACACAGUUACUCAAUCAAAAUGUCGGGGGCGAAGCAUUGGGAGCAAGAUAAAGAAGCCACUGUCUAUGUGGGUAAUAUCGACGAACGUGCUACCGAUGCUCUGAUAUGGGAGCUGAUGGUCCAAGCCGGCCCUGUAGUCAACGUACAUCUGCCCAAGGAUCGAGUUACCCAGUCGCAUCAGGGCUUCGGUUUCGUCGAAUUCAAUGGCGAGGUCGACGCCGACUAUGCCGCCAAGAUCAUGAACGGCAUCCGACUAUACGGGAAAGCGCUACGUGUUAACAAGGCAUCGGCAGACAAGCAAAAGCCUCUAGAGAUUGGCGCAGAACUCUUCAUCGGCAACCUCGACCCCAUGGUGGACGAAAAGGUUCUAUACGACACCUUCAGCAGAUUUGGAACUCUCAUCGCACCCCCCAAGGUGGCUCGUGACGACAACGGGUUGAGUAAGGGGUAUGGUUUUGUCAGCUACAGCAGUUUCGAGGCUAGUGACGAUGCUAUCAACAACAUGAACGGCCAAUUCCUCAUGAACAAGGAUGUCAGCGUACAGUAUGCCUACAAGAAGGAUGGUAAAGGCGAGAGGCACGGAGACGAAGCCGAACGAAUGCUCGCUGCUCAAGCAAAGAAGCACAACGUCACUAUCGAAAGCCAGCCCAUGCCGCCGGGACUUCUCCAAACACCUACCCCCGCCACACCCGCCCCGGCCGCCGUCGCUCCGCCAGUUAUGGCUGCUGGCGGAUUUGAUCCUUCUAUGGCUGCUGGUAUUCCUCCUCCAAGACCACCCGUCGGCUUCGCCCCUCCUCCCACUGCUCAUCGCGGCCCCCCUCCCCCCUUCGGGGUUAAUGGCACGCCACUACCUCCCGGAGCCGGAAGAUCGAACGCUUUGCCUCCGGCACCGUCAGGUUUGCCUGCCCGUCCGCCGCCAUCUCAAGCUGGUUAUGGUAGCCCUGCGGACUUUCAUCCUGGCGGAUUCAGGAUGCCACCGCCUGGUUUUGGUCCUCCGCCGGGCAAUGUGCCUCCGCCUCCGCCACCUGGAUUCACCCCCGGUUACGGCCGCUGAGGUUCGAUGCUACUCGGGAACGGACAAUGAAUCUUAUCCCGAUAUUACCAGUCAUUCCGUCCUACGUGGUCUCGGUAUCAAGAUUUCGUGCUCGUGGAAAAAUUGAGGUCCUUGUACAAUGAUGCCGACGACUGAGCCUAUCAAAGUGCGAUGAGUAAGGACAAGUCGGCCUUCAUAUCCUCGCGAACCAUGGGUUCAUCCAUCGACCACUACAUGUAUGAAUAGGCUGGUAACCAUUGGGGGCAUGAAAAGGGAGUCUAAAACGGCGUUACCUACUUGGAAGAUACCCUAGCCGAUAACAUUUACAUAAAAGUCGG